GUUUCUUUACAGAGCCCAAUCACGUCAAUCUCUACUCUCACAUCUUAGAGAGAGAGAGAGACUCAAUUUGUGCUCUUACAUCUUAGAGAGAGAGUGUUCCGUCCACUCACAUCUUAGAGAGACAGAGAACGAUACGAGAGAGCAUCUCCCUCUGUGUCUUGACUGGUGACUACAUGUGACGGUGCAUUCCAGAUCAAAGUUUCCUUGAAACUUUCGUGGCCACAUCUCUCGUCGGGCUUUGCCAUUUCUGGGUCAUUUUUUCUCAAAAUUGUGCAAAACCAGACCACCCAACCUCAUAAUCUUUCGAUCCAACUCGUGAAUUUGUGAUAGAAAGACUCCCCAUUUCAGGAAAAACAUGGUCGACAAUCAUGGCCAUGGUGCGCUGCAUGCUCUCACUGGUUCAUCUUCGUGGAGGUCAAGGCUUUCUUAUCGGAACGCUACGGUCCUUCUUUGCUUUUUCAACGUUGUCACCAUUAUUCUCCUGCUUCAAUGCAUGUUUGCCCCUUCAAACAAGAAAUUCACUAAAAACCGGUAUGAAUCUGUUCAGUUGAGAUAUAUCAGAGAGUCUGAAGCUAUACGUCGUGCCAUGGUGCCUUUGGAAUUGAUUAAGAGAGUGAAGGAAAUCCAACAAGAACCAUACAUCCAACCAGAAACAGUGGUGCAGAGGAAAGCACCCAAACAGAACAGUGCUAGUGAUCUCUCUAAGAGGUUGAAGGAUUUGCAGGCGUUGAAUGAUGCAAAUAGUAAGAAAGCUCUCGACGAAUGGCGUAAGAGGAAGAUGGGCAGGGCAAAACAAAGAGAGAUGGAAAAGAACAUGACAGCGGCUACAUAGCGGUUGCAUUUAUUGGGAGUGGGAGAUUCCUUCACCAUGUUGUUUGUUAAAUGCUUGCUUGUAUUCGAAAAAUGUGUAAUAUGGAUUCUGAAAACUGAAGACUGUGAUAUCAUACUUAAUGCAAAAUAAUGGCGUGUCUCAUCCAUUAAUGAUGGAUCCCCAUUCAUGAAA
This is a messenger RNA of Amborella trichopoda, 1003 nucleotides long. RefSeq lists its product as uncharacterized. The record is from RefSeq and is a predicted model, not a curated record. NCBI's taxonomy places the organism in Eukaryota, Viridiplantae, Streptophyta, Magnoliopsida, Amborellales, Amborellaceae.